AUGAACAACAACAGCCGGAUAAUGGUCCCCAUGCACUCUCUACCGUCUCCGGGCCAGCCCCAGGGCCCCACCUCCCACCACAUGGGCUACCAGUAUGUCGAGACGCCACCAUCGCCCAAAAGUAGAAAGUCCUCCUCUUUCAAUCCCAAAUACAUGCCGCCCCUGGACUCGUCCUACCGCCUAGGCUACAAGCCGCUCUUCAAGCGAGAAAACGAAGAUCCUUUCAAGUACGACAUUUCCUCCCCUACCCCGGCCCAGUCUCCCUAUGACGAACGCAAGACGUCGGCCCCGUCGGUAGUGACUUCAUCGACAACAGGCUACCCCAAUUACACCACCGAGCCGCUGCCUCGAAAGAGGGGCUACUCUGCGCCACAAAACAAGGCUAUGGUCUCCAUGGUACACCACAUGCAACCGCAGCAGACUUAUCACUCGAGCUCCUCGUCCAGCAACUCCUCUCGAGCCACCAUCAAAAAGGCCCGAAGAGCCUACCGGUCCAAGUUCACCCAGGAGCAGGACCGGCUCAUCAUCAGCAUGAAGAACGAAAACAAAACAUGGCAGGAAAUCAAGGAAAUGGUCAAGGGCGAGACCCCCCAUAACAUCCAGCGGCGGUACGAGGUGCUCAUGGCCCAGAUGAAUGGCAACCUCAUCUGGGAGCAGGACGAUCUGGAUGCUCUGGUCGAUCUGCUGGAGGCCGCCGAGCGACACAAAUGGAAACACAUUUCGUCCGAGCUCAGCCGAAAGCUCGACAAGAAGGUCACUCCUUUGGCCUGCCAGAAAAAAUUCAAGGAGAUGUUUGGAGUGGCCGAAAACUCGUCGCUCCUAGGCUCCUCCUUGUGCUACGCAUACUAUGAUAAUGGCUGGAAUUGUGUUGAAUAA
This is a messenger RNA of Yarrowia lipolytica CLIB122, 876 nucleotides long. RefSeq lists its product as uncharacterized. NCBI's taxonomy places the organism in Eukaryota, Fungi, Ascomycota, Dipodascomycetes, Dipodascales. The record is from RefSeq and is a predicted model, not a curated record.